AUGAGUAUCACAUAACAGGAAGGUAGCACUUUAUUGAAGGAUUUGGAGAGAAUUAGAAAAAAAACUAAAAUUUCUAAUAAAGUAUUAAAUGGCUAGCUUGAUCAAAUCAUCACAGAAAUUGAGGAGGCUAAAACAAACAAUGACUAUUCUUAAUUAAAAGAUAAAUUACAAGUAUAAUAUUUAUUAAGGAAGAACGAAAAACCAUUGACAAAAAUAAAACAAACAAAUAAUGACUGCUAUGCAUAUAUUUCGAAGUUAGGAAAAAACAUGGAUAAGGUAUACAAAAAAAAUUUACAAUAUGGACAAGAACAUAUUGAGUUGGAUUAGAAUGUCCUUACAGAAUUAAUAAAGACUCAUCUACUUAGAGAUGGCGAGUUUGAGGCUUAUGAGACUUUAGUAAAGGAAUCAGGUUCAGUAGACUCUAAUUUCCAUUAAUUUUUUACUGAAGCUCAGAGUAUUGUGAAAGAUUUAAAAGAAAAAAAAUUAGAUUCAGCUAUAUAAUGGGCAGAAAAUAGAGGAAAGAAAUCUGUUAAUAAUCUACUUUAUGAGUUAUUGAAACAAAGAGUGAUAUAAUUAGUGUAAACUGAAGGUAUUAAUGUAGCCAUUAACUUUAUGAGAAAUAGUGCUUCAUUUUAAGAAUAAAGUCAGGGCAGAUUAUAUGAGAUAUGCUUAAUUACUUAUUCAUUAUUGAUAUGGCCGAAUGUUGAAAAUACCAAAUACUUCUAUUUAUAUGAUAAUGAAAGAAACUGGCCCAGGGUUCUCAAUCUAUUUUUAGAAGUUGCAGCUAAAUCUUAAAAUAUUUUAACUAAAUCAGAAAUUAGAACUGUAUUUUCAGCUGGUUGUUUAGCCAUGCCUAAAUUAAUUAAAUAUAACUAAAUCACACGAAAUAGAUCUUCUGAAGUUCUUACAAAUGAUAUCCCUAUAGAUAUUGAAAUUGGGAAAGAAUAUAAAUAUCAUUCAUUCUUCGUAUGCCCUGUUUCUAGAGAAGUGACAAACUCUGAUAAUCCUCCAGUACUAUUAAAAUGCGGACAUGUCAUUUCUAAACUAUCUGCUCAUAAAAUGAUUGCAAACAAAUAAAAAUUUAAAUGUCCGACUUGUCCAGUUGAAACCAAAGGAGUAGAUUUACCUGAACUAAUAUUUAUUUGAAACAUACCUAAACUAUGAUUUUUAUUUCUCA
Molecule: messenger RNA, 1177 nt
Organism: Paramecium tetraurelia
Lineage: Eukaryota; Ciliophora; Oligohymenophorea; Peniculida; Parameciidae
Exons: 5
Biological process (GO): proteasome-mediated ubiquitin-dependent protein catabolic process
Cellular component (GO): nucleus; cytoplasm; GID complex
Molecular function (GO): ubiquitin protein ligase activity
Source: RefSeq, a predicted model, not a curated record